AUGGUAUUUUACGAUACUUCCCGGUGAAUGGUGAAUGCUGAAUUGGGCUGCUUUACAGCUCGCGUAGUUGUUUUGUAUUAGAGCCCAACUUAAAUAAUUGUUAUAUUAUAUCCCGACCACUUAGACUACCCAGAAGGGUAUGUGAGGCUUGGAUGCUCCGUGCAGUGACUGAGUGCCUCGCGGAGAGACAGCUCGUGUGCCUGCUCUGCUCCGGGUAGGGGAGGGAAACUGGUGCAUCACUAGUGAAGACCCAGAAAGGUACCACAAGGAUUCCAUACAUUUGUGAUUGGAUGUGAGUGUACUUUGACCCCAGAAAUCUGAUGAUGAUGUUGCUAUGGAAACUGCUGGUGCUGCAGUCACUCAUGGGGUGCCUGGCAGAGAGCAGUGUCCUGCAGAGCCCAGUGUUCACCAAGCAGCCUGGCAGCAUUGUGUUCCCUGUUGACUCCCAGGAGAACAACAGAGACGUGGUGUUCAGCUGUGAGGCCCAGGGAAGCCCAACUCCCCUUUAUCGGUGGAAACUGAAUGGCACCGCAAUCACUCCCAAAUCAGGCUCACACUACAGCCUGUCUGGAGGCAACCUCCGAAUCAGCAAUUUGAACAAAGACCAAGAUGCUGGAACAUAUCAGUGCCUCGCCUCCAACUCUUUUGGGACCAUCGUGAGCCGAGAGGCCAGUCUAACCUUUGCAUACUUGGAAAACUUCAAGACCCACCGAAGAAACUCAGUGUCAGUUCGCGAGGGACAGGGGGUGGUGCUGCUGUGUGGUCCCCCAUCUCACUCUGGAGAUCUGACAUUCUCCUGGAUUUUUAAUGAGUAUCCCUCGUUUGUGAAGCAGGACACACGACGCUUUAUCUCCCAGGAGACGGGGAAUCUAUACAUUGCUAAAGUGGAGCCUUCUGAUGUGGGCAACUACACCUGUGUGGUGACCAAUACUGUCACCAAAACCAGAGUCCAGGGCCCGCCCACGCCUCUGGUGCUGCGCAGUGAUGGUAUAAUGGGUGAAUACGAGCCGAAGAUCGAAGUUCAGUUUCCAGAGAUUGUCCAUGUAGCCAAAGGAUUGACAGUGAAACUGGAAUGUUUUGCAUUAGGAAACCCUGUCCCCUCUAUAAACUGGAAUAGAGUGGAUGGAAUCCCCUUUUCUAGGAAGGUGGACGUGAGGAAAGCCAGCGGCGUUCUGGAAAUCCCCUAUUUCCAGCAGGAAGACACGGGCACAUACGAGUGUGUGGCAGAGAACUCCAGGGGGAAGAACACUGUAAAAGGAAAGCUGUCUUUCUACGCCCCUCCACAUCUGAUAGAGAAACCUGAGGAUGUGCAGAAGCCCAUUGAUGACUCUCUGGUGUGGGAAUGCAAGGCCACCGGGAAGCCCAAGCCCUCCUAUAGGUGGAUGAAGAACGGAGAGAACCUGGAGUCACUGGAGGAGCGCAUACAAGUUGCCAAUGGAGCGUUGUCAAUCAGCCAGCUGACGCUGUCCGACAUUGGAAUGUAUCAAUGUGUGGCUGGAAACAAACAUGGGGAGGUCUACUCCAAUGCAGAGCUCAGAGUCAUAGCUGUUGCCCCAGAUUUCUCCCAGAACCAGCUGAGGAGCCCCACCAUGGUGAAGGAGGGAGGAGACGUGCUGAUCGAGUGCCGGCCCAAGAUGUCCCCCUGGGGCGUGAUCUCCUGGAGGAAGGGCAGCGAGGCUCUACGAGAGAGCCACAGAGUUUCCAUUCUGGACAACGGAAACCUCAGGAUACAGAAUUCAACCAGACCAGAUGCAGGCCUUUACACGUGUGUGGCAAGAAACCAGUUUGGAGUGGCAAGCAGCUCCGGGACUCUCAUGGUCAAAGAGCCGACCAUUAUCACCACGGCACCGUCCACACUGGAUGUGACUGUAGGAGAGAGCAUCGUGCUGCCAUGUCAGGUGACUCAUGACCCGUCUCUGAAGCUCAUGUUCACCUGGUUCUUCAACGAGCAGCUGAUCCACUUUGGCAACCACGGCGGAUACUUUGAAAAAGUGGGCGGUCAGCAUUCGGCUGGGGACAUCAUGAUUCGGAACAUCCAGCUGAGACAUGCAGGGAAGUACACCUGUGCGGUACAGACCAAAGUGGACAGCAUCUCCAUCGCAGCAGACCUGGUAGUCCGAGGUCCCCCAGGCCCACCCACCAGCAUCCAUGUAGAAGAAAUCAGUGACACCACAGCCUCUCUCUCCUGGAGGCCCGGGCCUGAUAAUCACAGUCCAAUUACCACAUACACUAUCCAGGCCAGGACACCCUUCUCCCUGGGCUGGCAGGCUGUCACCACAGUUCCUGAGGUGGUGGGGGGCCGCCGUCUGACAGCUACAGUAAUAGAUCUGAGCCCCUGGGUGGAAUAUGAGUUCAGAGUCCUGGCAAGCAACGCCAUUGGGACCGGGGAGCCCAGCAAACCAUCCAAACAAGCAAGGACAAAGGAGACAUCUCCGAAGGUCACACCAGCUAAUGUGAGCGGAGGUGGAGGCAGUCGCUCAGAAUUAGUCAUCACUUGGGAGCCUGUUCCUGAGGAGUUACAGAACGGGGGAGGUUUUGGCUAUGUGGUGGCCUUCAGACCGUACGGAGCCACAGGCUGGAUGCAGGCCGCAGUGCCCUCACCAGAAGCCUCCAAAUAUGUCUUCAAGAACGAGAGCAUCCAGCCCUUCUCCCCCUUCCAAGUGAAGGUUGGAGUGUACAACAACGAAGGGGAAGGCCCAUUCGGACCCGUCAUCACCAUCUACUCUGCAGAGGAAGAGCCUGGCAGAGCACCCACCAGGAUCCGAGCCAAGAGUCUGUCAGCGUCUGAGAUUGAGCUUUCAUGGAAAGCCCUGCCUUGGAACACCAGCAAGAGAAGAGUUCUAGGCUAUGAGUUGAGGUACUGGGAGAAGAGAGAGAAGGAGGAGGUGGCCAGUGUGCAGAGGACGGUAGGGAACCAGACGUCAGCCAUUAUCCGAGGGGUGAGAGGAAGCAACACGUACUAUGUCACAGUGAGAGCGUACAACACGGCCGGAGCUGGGCCUCCUAGUGCCACUGUCAAUGUCACCACCAAGAAACCACCGCCCAGCCAGCCCCCAGUGAAAGUGAUGUGGAACACACUGAAUUCCAAGAUAAUCCUGAACUGGGAGCAAGUCAAAGCCUUGGAGAACGAGUCAGAGGUCACUGGCUACAAAGUGCUCUACAAGGGUAACCGACACAGCCGCCCUAGUGUCAUGGAAACCAACACGACGUCGGUGGAGCUCUCUCUGCCUAUGGAUGAGGAGUACUUCAUCCAGAUCAAACCAUUUGGGGAGGGAGGAGAGGGGAGCAGUAGCAGACAGAUCACCAUCCCCAGAAUACCAGGAUCCAAUGCAAUUGGCUCAGCGACCAAGGUCUCUACUUUAUCUGCCCUCAGUACAAUAGCACUGUCUUUCACAGCGCGAACAUCAUUAUGACAAAGCGCUCCCAGCGAACAUUGCAUCUGAUGUGGAGGCAACUCGACAACGGAACACGAACACCCUCCGCCCAGUCUGGUGUAACUAGAUCCAUUCAUUUAGGUUUUAGAGGCAGGAGGACAAGCAACGUUGGAAAACAAAGUCACUGAGAUGAGAAGGAGAGAAAGGGCCCCGCUUUCAACACCCCGCCAGCCGGCGAGAACAGGAAAUCGACCGAAGUCUUGACUGUUGUUACCAAAGCAGCUUUCAUUAAAAUGUCUAAUAUGCAUCUUUUGUAUGAUAUGUCUAGCUUUUAUAGAUUUAUUUUGAAACCAAUUCAUAAUUAGUCUGGGCUUUUUAGAAAAGGCAAGGUUGAGUGGAGUUCAGUGCAUGGCCCAUACUUACAGAUUAAUUUUAAACGUUUUCAGUUUGUUGGAAAGAGCAUUUUUGUCAUCUGAAGUGAACAGCAUUUUCUGGUCAAAAAUAAACCUGUAACUGUGGUUUAAUGUCAAACAAAGAUCAUAGUUCAGUCUUCUUAGAAACUUAGGAAUUGUUACCACUGAUAUGAUGUGUGUAUUGCUAACUAUUUUUUUAUUACUCCAUAAAACAUUGCACUGAUGCCUGAGGGAAAAUUUUACUGAACAGAAAUGUGACACUAUGUUAAAGGACUUUAUUCACCCUCACUGGUUUGAAGUCCCAUCUUCCACAGGUUCCUCUACCUUGGCCAUUUAAUUGCACUGGUGACUGGACCCUCAUAUGGCUGUCUGUCUCAUCCUCUCAGUUAGCCGUGUCUACUCUAUAGCUAUUCUAUGCUUUGCCUUGUGUGUGCCUCAUCAUAUGUUCGAAAUCCUCAGGUCCUUAAAGAGCCUUAAACUUAUCAUAUAUAUCAACAACUAUUAGAAACCUAGAUGUCUGUUAUGCAGCUGCUGUAUGAUGUGUAGGUACACACUGCAUUAAUAGACAGGUUGUAGGGGUUUGCGUUAUUACCAUCCAAUUCUUAGGGCCAAGUUAUGUAGUCAAGAACAUUUCCUUGUCCUAGUUAUAUAUUAUAGUUAGGGCCAGGGUUUUUUCCUGACCCUGUGACCUCGCCAGGAAAAUCUCCUGGCCCUUGUCAUUCUAUAUGAAGGAGUGGUGUGGUUCAACAGCAUAGUACUGUUCAGCAUGGUUUAAGGGCAACGUGGGAAGCCUGGGACAUUUUAGUGGGUUCACUGACUGCAUUCUUACUAAAAGAAAAAUGCUGCUGAUGAUCUUUUCCUUUCCCAUAGUCUUCUGAUGCUGUGUGAAACUGGUACAGUACAUUACGUAUGUAGCUUGUAAUCCAGUGAAAAAGUCAAAAGUGCAGGUAGUUUGUAGUACUUUCAAAGGGAAGUUUAGGCAGGAAUCAUGCAUCGGAAAAUGUGUAAUAUACUUUUUGGUACACUUCAGAUCAUUUAUAUACAAUGGAAACCUUUCUAAAGAGCUGAUUAACUUGGUUUUUAUGUAAUAACACAAACGUUUCAUACAGUAGCUAAAUGUCGCUCAGCAUGAAUGUGUUUGCCCAUUUCUGUAGAUCUGCUAAGUGACUGAAUGGCUUGAGAACAUGCAAAGAGAGCAGGUUUGUGCAUCUGUACCCAUACACGUCAAACCACUUGAUUUGAUUUGAUUUGAUGUCUGUGUUUCUGUCUCAAACAGCUGUGCUCCUGUAGGCCCUACCCCUUUGGGAUUUACCGCUACAACCAUCCAUUUACUCCAUGUGAAGUUCCGUUUUUUUGCUGUUGUUGGUUGUUUAUACUGUGUUAUUGAAUAAAGUUUAUUGAUUUAUA
Molecule: messenger RNA, 5194 nt
Organism: Coregonus clupeaformis (lake whitefish)
Lineage: Eukaryota; Metazoa; Chordata; Actinopteri; Salmoniformes; Salmonidae
Product: contactin-4-like
Exons: 23
Coding region: 321-3413 (1030 amino acids)
Biological process (GO): axon guidance; cell-cell adhesion
Cellular component (GO): axon; plasma membrane
Molecular function (GO): protein binding
Source: RefSeq, a predicted model, not a curated record